This is a messenger RNA of Glycine soja, 1679 nucleotides long. RefSeq lists its product as uncharacterized. Lineage: Eukaryota; Viridiplantae; Streptophyta; Magnoliopsida; Fabales; Fabaceae. The coding region runs from base 519 to 1466 and encodes 315 amino acids. The record is from RefSeq and is a predicted model, not a curated record. The transcript has a single exon.
CUGUUGAGACUUAUAAAGAGGUUAUUUCCCCUCCUUCUCUUUCGGUUACAUCUCUAUUUCUAGCAUCUUGAUGGAGACUUUUUCUCCAAAGAAAAAACAAACUUUCAUGUCAAUAACUUUUUCUUUGCCAAGAAAUUCUGGCAAAUGAAUUUCUUCUCAAAUCACCAACACCAUUGCAGGCACAUCUAGCUAUCAAAUAUUUCAACUUUCUUGUCACCCAAUAUCUCUGAUUGUUCUGCAUAGUUGUUAAUGUUGAAUGAAUUCCUCCUCAAAUUUUUCAAAUCUUCAUCAAUGGGUAUCUCCAAUUAAUUCCUUUCAAUAUAUUGAACCUUACAAGGUGAGGUCCAGUCUUUCCAUAAUUGAUAAUCCAUCCCCUCAAGGAGGAUAGACCAACAAAAAAAUUUAGCUUCAGAACACACAAAAAGGGAAAUUAGAAAUUGAAUCAUUUUAUAUAACUUCUUUUAUUGUUUGAUGCCAAAAAGGGGUUUGAAAUUUGAAUCCCCUAGGAAUCAUGCAUUAUGCCUUUCCAGCUUACCUUUAAAUCACAACCAGUGUCGAACUCGAUCCAAGGAUCAUCUUUAGUGGAGAGAGUAUCAGAGGAGCUAUUGCCUUUUCCUAGCAAAAGUUCUCAAAGCACUGUGACAUUCAUCUACCAAGCCAAUGUUGCGGGGUAUUCGAGACAUGUGUCAGUGUUGUGGUGCAAAAAUCUCAUGAACCACACAUUAAACCUCAAGGUUGAUAGCACAAGAGGAGACUUCAGUUACACUUGCAAGAUACAGGUUAAGCCAUGGUAUUUUUGGAACAAAAAAGGGUACAAAUCAUUCGAGGUUGAUGGCCACCAGGUGGAAGUCUAUUGGGACCUCCGGUCGGCUAGAUUUGUCGGCAGCAGCCCCGAGCCGGGUAGCGAUUACUACUUGGCAAUGGUGUCAGACGAAGAGGUUGUGUUGUUGCUGGGGGAUCAGAAGAAGAAGGCCUAUAAGAGAAUGAAGAUGAGGCCAAGCAUUGUUGAGGCACUGCUAUUGGUGAAGAGAGAAAGCGUGUUUGCCAAGAAAAGUUUUGCAACAAAGGCCAGGUUUGAUGAGAAGAGAAAAGAGAAUGACAUUGUGGUGGAGAGCUCAACAUUUGGGAACAAGGAGCCUGAGAUGUGGAUCAGCAUUGAUGGGAUUGUGUUGAUUCAUGUGAAGAACUUGCAGUGGAAUUUUAGGGGGAAUCAAACAGUUAUGGUCAACAAGCAACCUGUGCAAGUGUUUUGGGAUGUGCAUGACUGGUUGUUUAGUGUGCCUGGCUCAGGGCCUGGUCUGUUCAUUUUCAAGGCAGGGCCUGUGGAGGUUGAGAGUGAAAAGGAAGAGAGAGUUAAUGAGGGUUGUGACAGUGAUAAUGGUAGUUGUGCCAGUGGCUAUUAUUCAACCCUGAGUUAUGCUCCCUCUGAGUCUUGCCUUGUGCUCUAUGCCUACAAACUUGAGUAAUGUAAUAGUGCAGACGCCAAAUGUAUAAAUAUAAUAAUGGAGUGGGAGCAAAGAGUAGCAAGGAUGUAAAGUUAGUUCUAUCUUUCUUUUUUCUCUUUUUCUUGAUUGUCAUGGAUGCUACCGAUAUUAUAAAAGGAUGCCAAUUGCUUUUGCAAAGUGAAUUGGAAGAUUGGUUAAUUAAAACUUGGAUGCUGCAUGUGAUUAAAAUUUGCA